Crotalus tigris (Tiger rattlesnake) is the source of this 2628-nucleotide messenger RNA. RefSeq names its product centromere protein Q-like. NCBI's taxonomy places the organism in Eukaryota, Metazoa, Chordata, Lepidosauria, Squamata, Viperidae. The record is from RefSeq and is a predicted model, not a curated record. The transcript is spliced from 9 exons. Bases 300 to 1004 code for a protein of 234 amino acids.
GGGGAAACUCAGCCCGCGGUUUUUGAAUUUGUACGAGCGGUCAAUCUGGAGAGGGAGUGAUCGUAGGAAUAAAAACGGUGAUAUGGCAGAGGCAUUGAAGCCGGAGGAAAGGAAAUCGGAAUUUUCUUUGCGCAGGUCACAUCAGGCAUCCGGAUGGGCAGUGAAGGCUUCCACUUCAGCGUCCUUCUUUUCCAGGUCUUCUAUCAUUUGGCUUUGGAAGCUUCAAGCCAUGAUUCGCCAGGAACAGGUGCGGGCCCACCAAACCUUGGCAAGAAUUAGUAAUACCGGUGUUUCCGACGAUGGAGGAGGGAACACAGUUUCCUAAAGUUCAAACAAAACCUUCAAAAAGAAAAAAAAUAAAAAAAGAAGUGAAAUAUCAACGACUCCCAAAGAGCAUUAAAAAGAGUCUAAAAUCCAACAUCCAUUGGACAAUGAUAUCUGUUCUCUAUGAAGUUACAGAAGAUUACAAUGAAAAUGAAAAGCUCUUGAAUAUCCUCAAGGAAAGGUUUCUAAAAUGCAUUGAAACUUUGGAAGUUCCUGUGGAUGAGCUGAAUUGUCUGACCAGAGUGCAAAAGAUUUUAAAAGAAGAAGAGAAAAAGUAUAUUUUAAUGGAAGAAGAAUUGGAGUAUCUGGAGGGAGAAAUAACUAAAGAUGGAUUAACAUUAAAUACAAUGGAUGAAGAAAUGCAAACACUUCAGAAGAAAAUAAAAGCAUUAAAACAUGAACUGAGAACAUUAAAAGCAGAUACGUUAAUUAAUCAGGAUUUUAAAGAUGACCUAGCUCUUCCUGGUCUUCCAAUGGAGUAUUUUAAACUACCUCCUCUUCAGAAUGAGGUUUUGAAGAUUGGAAACCCACAAGCUCUUCUUGAUGACAUGAAUAUCAUUCAGCAAUCAGAUGAGAUGAAGAAUAUGAUGGCAUUUCUAGAACAAUUAUAUGAAAAGGCAGACGACCAAGUGAAGUCAGACAAUAGAUGUACAGAAGAACAAAUAUGCCUGUACCUUUAGUUCCUUUCGUCUUCCAAGGAAAUCUUUGAAAGCAAUAGUUUUCCUAAUGUGAUUUGCAUUCUGCAAGGGGCAUUGUGGAAAUUUUGGAUGUCAUUAACAAAAUAUAAUUAUGGUUUUAUUGGAGUAAAGAUAUCAACAGAUAGAUUUCUCAGUAAUAAACUAGUCCUAUUUUGAAUGUUGCUACCAUUAAGAUUCAACUCUUCAUGUUGAUUAGAUGACAAAACAAGAUUUUUAAGCCUUUUGACCAGUAUUCCAUGUUAGGCUACUUACUACUAUAUAGUACCAAUCAUAAAAAAUUUCUCCUGGUUUUGAGUUGUAGUCUUUUUCUGAAUAUGCUGCUGUAAUUUAGAUGCAAGCAGGCCCGCUGCUUGAGAAACCUGUACAAAUACAGAUAACAUUUAAUUACCUCAUUGGCUAGCUGAUUUAAGCGUAAACAAGUUUUCACUGGAGACUCAGUUAAACUUAGAGCUAAUGAGCAACAAGUUUCUAGCUCUGAAAAAUCAGAGAGUAGGAGUUUAUUUUUCCUUCCUUCUGGAACUGAAUAUUUGUUCAUCUGCAAAUUUUUGUGGAUCUGAGUGAAGAAUAUAACAUGCUUCCUUGGGAGAUUAAUGCUCCAGGAUUCUUAAACUAAAAUAUGGUUUCUGUCUUUUACUCUGGUCCUUUAGAGAGUGUUUAUAUAGCAGGUUCAGGUAUCUUUUUUCACUUUGAAUUGUAUCUGAGAGAGAAAGAAUGAGUGUCAAAACAACACUAAGCUCGACCAGCAUUAGUUUUGGACAAGGGAACCUAUAGUCCUUCAAUUUCUAGAUCUUAAAUGAAAGAAGCAAUUGCUUCUUCCAUUUCUGUCUUUAGAAAUAGGUCUUGGGGGGGAGGUGACAUUAAUUUCAGGAAAGAUUAAUCCUUAUGCCAUUCUCUAACUUGUUGCUGAAUGAGCUUUCCACUUGGCCACCAAUGGUAAGUCUGCUCCUUCUAAACGCUGGGUGGGAGAAAAUUUUUAAAGUGGACUGUGCUUAAUUAUCUUUGUUCUCCCUUUAGAUCUCAGGCAGUAUCAAUGGUUGCUUGAAGUAGCCUAGUUUAGUGCUGAACAUUAAGAUGUCCAAUCACAUCUAAUGGGAAUGUUAAUUUUAUUUGUAUAUUUAAAAAGAGACCAAUCUUAUAUGUAAUCAAGCAACAGACCUAUUACUGACUGUUGCCCUGUUCCUUCAAGUAUAAUUGGUUCUCAUGGAUAUUGAAAUUAAUACUUAAAAAUAGGAGAAGCCUAAACCCCUAUCUUAAUUAUAGGAUAUCAUUCUUCACUCAGAUUACUAUUGAAAGAAAAUAAUACCUGAUUCUCCUUGGAUUUAAUAACAAGUUUAAAGGAUAAUUUUCUUUCUCGGGGUUAUGCUCCUCUCUGUUAAUUUUCAAGGGAUAUUCACUUUUGGAAAAUAAGACAGAAAUUACUAUAAAGGAUAAUUUUCUUUCUCGGGGUUAUGCUCCUCUCUGUUAAUUUUCAAGGGAUAUUCACUUUUGGAAAAUAAGACAGAAAUUACUGUAGUUAUCACCUUGGCCUAGAAGUCUUUUUUUUCCAUUUUUUUGAAAAAGUUGUAUAUUUUAAAAAUAAACACAUGCUUUUUGAUGUAAACCUAAA